Messenger RNA from Drosophila willistoni, 2253 nucleotides. RefSeq names its product synaptotagmin 1. Lineage: Eukaryota; Metazoa; Arthropoda; Insecta; Diptera; Drosophilidae. Bases 315 to 1739 code for a protein of 474 amino acids. The record is from RefSeq and is a predicted model, not a curated record. Gene Ontology annotation, biological process: cellular response to calcium ion; regulation of calcium ion-dependent exocytosis; regulation of dopamine secretion. Gene Ontology annotation, cellular component: synaptic vesicle membrane; axon; dense core granule. The transcript is spliced from 11 exons. Gene Ontology annotation, molecular function: calcium-dependent phospholipid binding; calcium ion binding; syntaxin binding.
CAUCGACCGUGGAAGUUGACUGUGUGAGCUGACAGAAAGCAGCAGUCACACAUAUUUUGCCUUUUUGCCUCAACUUGCCAUUCUCCACGCUUCGUUUAACGCUGCUCAAGACCCAAUAAUCAUUAAAUGUAAUGAAACAAAUAAAAUAAUAAAUAACUGCAAGCAGACGAUAAUAAAGAGGCAAAACGAAGUAAACUAUAAUUUACCAAAAACUAAGCCAUCAUUUGCCGCAAGGUGUUAAUAGUAUUGGCCAACUCUUGUGGAGACGAAUAAGGGAGAAGUAAGCCCCCACACACACACAAAAAGCAGCAAAAAUGCCGCCAAAUGCAAAUUCCGAACCGGAAACCAAAUCAGAGCCAGAGCCGGCGUCUGUUGGUGCUGAAUCCACAUCUGGACUGGAAUCUGUGGAUCAAAAAUCGCCCGAAUCCGCACAUCAUUCCAUUUUUCGUGAAAAAGAUGUAGAAGACACAGCCGCUGAGGCAGCUGCCGCUGCAGCGGAAAGUCAAAGAAUCGCACAGGUGGACACAACAACAAAAGGCUCAACAGAGGCACCGGAAACCUCAACCACAUCCGUACCGAUAUUUAAAAAAGUAGAGCAUGCCGGCGAAGUGGUCACUGAAAUAAUAUCCGAACGUACCGGCCUUCCCACUUGGGGCGUUGUGGCCAUUAUAAUACUCGUAUUCCUUGUUGUGUUUGGUAUUAUCUUCUUUUGUGUUCGGCGAUUCUUGAAGAAACGAAGAACCAAAGAUGGUAAGGGUAAGAAGGGCGUCGAUAUGAAAUCGGUACAGUUAUUAGGAUCAGCGUAUAAAGAGAAAGUUCAGCCUGAUAUGGAGGAACUUACCGAAAACGCCGAAGAGGGCGACGAAGAGGAUAAGCAAAGUGAACAAAAACUAGGUCGUCUCAAUUUUAAGCUUGAAUAUGACUUCAAUUCAAAUAGUUUGGCUGUCACGGUUAUACAGGCCGAAGAACUGCCCGCCCUAGAUAUGGGCGGUACAUCUGAUCCCUAUGUCAAGGUUUAUCUGCUGCCCGAUAAGAAAAAGAAAUUUGAGACUAAAGUACAUCGUAAAACCCUCAGUCCGGUCUUCAAUGAGACAUUCACCUUUAAGAGUUUGCCCUAUGCCGAUGCCAUGAACAAAACACUUGUAUUUGCCAUAUUUGAUUUUGAUCGAUUCUCCAAACACGAUCAAAUUGGUGAGGUAAAGGUUCCCCUAUGCACCAUUGAUUUGGCCCAGACGAUUGAGGAAUGGCGCGAUUUGGUCAGCGUUGAAGGUGAAGGUGGUCAGGAAAAGCUUGGAGAUAUCUGCUUCUCAUUGCGUUAUGUACCAACUGCUGGCAAAUUGACCGUUGUCAUUUUGGAGGCCAAGAACUUGAAGAAAAUGGACGUCGGUGGCUUGUCUGAUCCAUAUGUGAAAAUUGCAAUCAUGCAAAAUGGCAAACGUUUGAAAAAGAAGAAGACAAGUAUCAAAAAAUGCACCCUCAACCCUUACUAUAAUGAGUCGUUCUCAUUUGAAGUACCAUUUGAACAAAUACAAAAAAUAUGUCUUGUUGUGACCGUCGUGGAUUAUGAUCGUAUUGGUACCUCGGAACCAAUUGGUCGCUGUAUACUUGGAUGUAUGGGCACUGGUACUGAGCUACGUCAUUGGUCCGAUAUGUUAGCCUCGCCUCGUCGACCCAUUGCCCAAUGGCAUACACUAAAGGAUCCGGAGGAAACUGAUGAGAUAUUGAAGAACAUGAAGUAAAGGGCCAAUAGCUCUGUCACUACACAUGGCUGAUGACAAAAUGCAGACUUACAGCACAUCUAUCAAACAUAUGAAUGGAAAUGUAACCAAAGAACACUCAGAAGAAGCAAAAUACCGUCAAAACAUAGAAAAAAAUUAGAUAAUUCUCGUAUGGCAUUAUCAUGUCACUGUCGUCGUCAUAGUCGUCUGAUCCUUCUCAUCAUGUAACAACAACAACAACAACAACAUACCAACAACAGCAACAAUCAAGUAAAGAAAACGAUAUCGUAGUUAAAAGCAAAUUGUUCAUACCAAAAAAUAAUAAUAACAACCACUACAAAUGAAACACACAAAUAGAAAUUUAGAAAUUUAAGUUAUAUAUCUCAUUGGUUGGAACAACAAACAAAUUGUUCUUCACUUCAAAACAAAUAUUAUACUAUUUAUAUAUAUAUAUAAAUAUAUAUACACCCACAUCUAUAUAGAAUCAAUGACAAGGCUUCAGAACAUUAAUUCAUUUUCAAGUCUUACAAGAGAA